CGUUUCUUCUUCCGGUUCACUCUUGAAGCGUACCCAUCCCAUUCUGAACUUGCAGUUCUUUUGCGUACACUUCUCCGAACUAAACGAGGUCUUUUAAAGCAUUCUCAUCGGUGUCCCACAGAAGUCACUGCAGAAGGUCUUCACUCUGAAAAGCACGAUCCCCUCCAAGUCAGAAUGGAGGAGUCGAAAAUGCUGUACAUCAAACAGGAGGCGGAGCCAGAGACCCCAAGAAUUAAAGAAGAACAGGAAGAUGAAAUCUCCACAUUUCCAUUGAUUGACACUGUCAAGAGUGAAGAAAAUGAAGAUCCAAGCGAAGAGACCAGAGCAGCGAAACCUUCGAGCGAUAGCUCAUUUCAGCACCUGACAAAAAAAGGAAAGGGACGAUCGAAACCGGACGGCCUCUUAGCUCCGCUUUCGGACAGCGACGACAUAACGUCACACUCUUCUGACUUUAACACUGAUGAGGAGGAUGUUGACUUUGACCAAAAUGCUUCAAAAUCCUUAAACAAGGUAUCAUUGAAAAGUGACACUCAAGAAUGCGUGGCUAAGAAAGCUUUUCCCUGCUCACUUUGUGAUAAAACAUUUUCGAUGAAACAUCACUUAAAAAUACACAUGCGUACACAUACUGGGGAGAAGCCUUUCGCCUGCAUGCUUUGUGAUAAAAGAUUUUCUCAUAAGACUAGUUUAGAAAUACAUAAUCGUACACACACUGGAGGGAAGCCUUUUGCCUGCCCACUUUGUGGUAAAACAUUCACCGAUAAGAGAUAUUUAAGCAAACACGCAAGAACACACACUGGAGAGAAACCUUUUGCCUGCACACUUUGCGAUAAAAGAUAUUUUCAGAAAAGAGAUUUAGAAAUACAUAAGCGUACACACAAUGGAGAAAAGCCUUUUGCCUGCACAUCUUGUGAUAAACGAUUCAUUGAUAAGGCAAAUUUAAACCGACACACAAGAAAACACACUGGAGAGAAGCCUUUUGCCUGCACAUCUUGUGAUAAACGAUUCAUUGAUAAGGCAAGUUUAAACCGACACACAAGAAAACACACUGGAGAGAAGCCUUUUGCAUGCUCACUUUGUGGUAAAAGAUUCACUUGGAAGCAAAAUUUAAACAAACACACAAGCAAACACACAGGAGAGAAAACGUUUCCCUGCUCAAAAUGCGGUAAAAAAUUUUCUUUGAAGACUACUUUGGAAAAGCAUAAGCGUACACACACUGGAGAAAAGCCUUUUGUCUGCACAUUUUGUGGAAAAACAUUCACCCUGAAGGGAAGUUUAAACAGACAUACAAGCAGACACACAGGAGAGAAGCCUUUUCCCUGUUCAGUUUGUCAUAAAAGAUUCUAUCGUCAGUCUGAUUUAGAACGGCAUAGACGUACACAUACUGGAGAAAAGCCUUUUUCCUGCUCACUUUGUGGUAAAACAUUCACCGAGAAGGGAAAUUUAAGCAAACACGCAAGAACACACACUGGAGAGAAGCCUUUUGCCUGCACACUUUGCGAUAAAAGAUAUUUUCAGAAGAGAGAUUUAGAAAAUCAUAUCCGUAAACACAAUGGAGAAAAGCCUUUUGCCUGCACAUUUUGUGAUAAACGAUUCAUUGAUAAGGUAAAUUUAAACAGACACACAAGCAGACACACUGGAGAGAAGACUUUUGCCUGUUCACUUUGUGGUAAAACAUUCACCCAUGAGGUAAGUUUAAACAAACAUACAAGCAGACACACUAGAGAAAAGCCUUUACCCUGCUCAGUUUGUCAUAAGACAUUCUAUCAUCAGUCUGAUUUAGAACAGCAUCGGCGUACACACACUGGAGAAAAGCCUUUUGCCUGCUCACUUUGUGCUAAAACAUUUUCGAGGAAAAAUCACUUAAAAAUACACACACGUACACACACUGGGGAGAAGCCUUUUGCCUGCAUGCUUUGCGAUAAAAGAUUUUACCAGAACAGUAGUUUAAAAAGGCAUAAGCUUACGCACACUGCAGAGAAGCCCUUUUCCUGCACAUUUUGCGAUAAAAGAUUUUUUCACAAGAGAGAUUUAGAAAACCAUAUCCGUAUACACACUGGAGAGAAGCCUUUUGCCUGCUCACUUUGUGGUAAAAGAUUCACUUGGAAGCAAAAUUUAAACAAACACACAAGCCAACACACACGAGAGAAACCUUUUCCCUGCUCAAUUUGCGAUAAAAAAUUUUCUUUGAAGACUGAUUUAUUAAAGCAUCAGCGUACACACGCUGGAGAAAAGCCAUAUGUCUGCACAUGUUGUGGUAAAAGAUUCACCCAGAAGGAAUAUUUACACAAACACACAAGCAGACACACUGGAGAGAAGCGUUUCGCCUGCUCACUUUGCGAUAAAAGAUUUGUUCAAAAGAGAGAUGUAGUAAAGCAUAUGCGUACACACACUGACCUUUUGUCUGCACAUGCUGUGGUAAAUCAUUUACCCAUAACGAACGUUUAAACAAACACACAAGCAGACACACUGGAGAGAAGUCUUUCGCCUGCACACCUUGUG
Messenger RNA from Corythoichthys intestinalis (scribbled pipefish), 2499 nucleotides. RefSeq names its product oocyte zinc finger protein XlCOF6-like. The record is from RefSeq and is a predicted model, not a curated record. Lineage: Eukaryota; Metazoa; Chordata; Actinopteri; Syngnathiformes; Syngnathidae. Bases 175 to 2445 code for a protein of 756 amino acids. The transcript has 3 exons.